GAUCAGGGUCCUUCCUUCCUCCUUUCUCUUUUGGAAGGGAAAUAGCUGUAACUCUUAUCAGCUGUUGAUGAACCCAAAACAAAGUGGAAGCACAAAAUUAGUGGGGAGGAAAAUUAAAAUGAGAAAACAAUAGAAAGAAACAUCUCUUGGUGCUUUGGCCUAGGACAGCCAAGAAAAGACACGUCUGGGCUUAAACUGGGUACCGCGUACACUUUUCCCUCUCUCUACCUUAUUUCCCUCAUUCUGAGAGAUUAAUUAUGGAGCAACUCAUUGUAACUUCUGAAAUAAUCAGAAGAUACUUUUCAAACUGUGUAAAAUCAAGACACUCCUAAGAGACAUAAUAGGAACAUGAGUUAAAAGAUUCUACUUACUCAGUGAGGGAAUGGGAAAAUAAUAUAACUGGUUCAAAAGAGAAUCCAAACAUUCAAUACAGGAAUAUUGAUCAAGAAUAUUUCAAUGAAUGUGUACGUGGAAGCAAAACUGGUUUUGUUACAUCCUGAGAGGGGAACAAUUCAAUCUCUACUAGACAGGCUGUUGCAUAGGUUUGUCAGUAACCUGCAACUAACAAAAGGUUGUAAAAGACCUCAAAGACAAUGUAAGACUAGAAUCAGAUAAUGUGGUGUGAUGUCCUAAAGACAGGGAAAAGUUUCCAUGGAAACAUGCAUUUAUUUCUACAGUGUUAAAGUCAAGCAGAAAAUUACCUCCCUCAAUAUCAGGGUCCAGUCAGAGUGACCAGGUACCGGUCAUGGACGUGCGUUGGCUGAGGCCUGAUUAAGGCACAAUUGAAACCCGUGACAUCCCAAAGUCUAGGAUGUCACAGAGGCAGCUUGCUGACCAAUGAGGGGCUGAGCUUGGGGAUAUAAUGAGCAGGGCCCAGUGCAGGUGUCUUGAGAACCCAGUGCUGCAGGGAAGUCAAGCAGAGCUGAUUGAAGCCAAAGCCAACAAACAUCAUGUCUGAGCAACAAAGCCACUCCUGUCAGACCCCUGCCGAUCUUGGAACAACCGAGCUCCAGUUCCCUGUGAGCUACGUGGACUGCCUUCUGCAGGAGGAUCAGUAUGUCCAUACUCUGAGUUCAUCCACAACAGAUUUUCUCUUCUCCACGCUUGACUACCUGACCGACUACAUCCUUGAUCUGGUACGCACCGAGGCCAACACUGGCGGCAUGCAGACCACCUCACAAGAUGUGGAGGGAGCAGUUGACAACAACGCAGAGCCCCAUCGCCAAGUGAAGGAUACAGCCUAUGCUCUGUUUGAUGAGAUGCCUGGAUCCAGAAGGAACGGCUGAAGCCUGGGUCCCAGAGCCUGACAGGAGUCUUCACAGCCUCAGCCUUAGCCGCAGCCCCAGCCAACACUUCUCAGCUGAGGAUCCUUGACUUCUGUCAUCAGCAAAUAGUAUUAAAGGAUUUAAAUCCUUGGCUCUGAUUCUGACUCCUCUCUGCUUCUCAUUCUCAGUUGAGGCGCCUGUAGGACAUCCAGGAGGGGCUGUGGGGGUUGGGGGUGGAAGGUGUGGUCAGGGUGGGAUGCUGGAAUCCAUGAUUUCAGGGAGCGGUUUCCAAUGGUGACGGUGCGGGGAGUGGUCCUGGUGGGAGGAGCUGGCCAAGGUUGUUGA
Molecule: messenger RNA, 1610 nt
Organism: Vicugna pacos (alpaca)
Lineage: Eukaryota; Metazoa; Chordata; Mammalia; Artiodactyla; Camelidae
Source: RefSeq, a predicted model, not a curated record